CGGACCACUGCCCGCCGCCACCUCCGAAAGCAAUGGCGAGGGCAGAGUACGGCACACAGCAGACACCCUACUGCCUGUGCUGCCUGGUCGCGGCCGCCAUCGCGGCGCAGACCCUCGUCCUCUAUGGGAACAUCUGCACAGGACGGAGAUGAUGGAAACCCUGGGUGACUCCACCAGCGGCUGGUCGAAUGUUGGCAUCACGCUUGCGGACUCGCUGAGCGAUGAGCUCGACGAGGCCAUGUCGUCCGUGGCCACAGUGAUGACAGACACCAUCACGUCGAUCAGCGAUUUCGAGGACCUCGAGGUCAUCGACACAGCUCUUGGAAUAUUGGGCCAGCUUGCCGAUUCGGUCACGGAUAACGUCUCAACCAGCCUUCUGCAGGGGUACAAGAAGCGCUACGCGAGCAUGUACCAAAGGAAGAAAGAGAAGCACAUCUCUGCCGUCCAGACGGCGUUGAGCGCGUACUCCAACGCGACAGCCGCCUCGUCCGCAUUCCCGAACGGGUCUCUCGGCGUGCCCGCGCAGGAGAAGGACGAUCUCGUCGGGGGCGUCCCCGCGGCGCUGGCGCGGCAGGCCGCCAGGGUCUCGCCCCACCUCUCCCUGGAGAAGCUGCCGCAGGAGAGGUACAGAGGACGCUCCAACGGGUGGCGGGGCCCUCGCUCGCGCAGCAGGGGAGCCGCAUCCGCGGCAUCGACAUUACCGAUCUCGAAAACGACAUCACGGACAUUUCAGCCCUUUUGA
Messenger RNA from Prorocentrum cordatum, 742 nucleotides. The record is from the annotation of a GenBank genome assembly. NCBI's taxonomy places the organism in Eukaryota, Dinophyceae, Prorocentrales, Prorocentraceae.